Molecule: messenger RNA, 1345 nt
Organism: Capsicum annuum
Lineage: Eukaryota; Viridiplantae; Streptophyta; Magnoliopsida; Solanales; Solanaceae
Product: putative late blight resistance protein homolog R1B-16
Exons: 1
Biological process (GO): defense response to other organism
Molecular function (GO): ADP binding
Source: RefSeq, a predicted model, not a curated record
UUGACCAAGAUUAUGACGAGAAGAAUUUGUUGGUGAAACUUUUUAAUCAAGUUACUGGAUCGGAUUUGAAGUUCAGUGAGGAAAUCGAUGUUGCUGAUAAGCUACGAAUAAAAUUGCAUGGAAAUAGGUACCUCAUUGUGUUAGAUGACGUGUGGGAUGUUGACACAUGGGAUGAUUUAACAAGACCUUUCCCUGAAGUUAAGAAAGGAAGUAGAAUUAUUUUGACGACUUGGCAAAAGGAAGUGGCUUUUCAUGGAAGGGGCAACACUGAUCCUCUUAACCUUCGAUUGCUAAGACCUGAAGAAAGUUGGGAGUUAUUAGAGAAAAGGGAAUUUGGAGAACAGAGUUGCCCCGAUGAACUGUUGGAUGUUGGUAAAGAAAUCGCCCAAAAUUGUAAAGGACUUCCUUUGGUGGCUGAUCUGAUUGCUGGAGUCAUUGCAAGGAGGGAAAAGACAAAGUCUGUGUGGCUUGAAGUUCGAAAUAAUUUGAAUUCCUUUAUUUUGAACAGUGAAGUUGAUGUGAUGAAGGUUAUAGAAUUAAGUUACGACCAUUUACCUCUACAAUUGAAGCUAUGCUAUCUCUACAUUGUAAGGUUUUCGAAGGACACAAGAAUCCAAAUACAUGCGUUGAAAAGCUAUUGGUGUGUUGAAGGUCUUGUUGAACAGACAGAGAUGAUGAGUGUGGAAGAAGCAAUGGAAAUUUAUUUGGAUAAUUUAAUUUCCAGUAGCUUGGUAAUUGCUUUCAAUGAGAUAGGUGUUGACCCGAUUUGCCAACUAUAUGAUCUUGUGCAUGACUUUUGUUUGAUAAAAGCAAGACGGGAAAAGUUUUUUGGCCAGAUAAGUUCAAGUGAUCCAUCUUCAUCUUCAUAUUUGAUGCCACGCAUAGUGACCAUUGUUUAUGAUAAGGAGCACUUUGGACCUAACAAUUUCAUCCUGUUCAGUACAAAAACAAAAAGGCAUUCUGGUAAACACCUAUAUUCUUUGCGGAUAACUGGAGACAAGAUGGAAGAUCAUCUUUCUGAUGGAUGUCAUCUAAGAGACUUGAGGAUUCUUAGAGUGUUGUUCCUGCAUCCCUCUUUUAUGAUGGUUAAAGAUUCUUUGCUGAGUGAAAUAUGCAUGUUGAAUCAUUUAAGGUGCUUAGGCAUUGGGACAGAAGUUAAAUCUCUGCCUUCAUCUUUCUCAAACCUCAGGAAUCUAGAAACCCUGGUGGUUUCAAACGAAGGAUCAACUUGGGUACUAUUACCAAGUAUUUGGGAUCUUGUAAACUUGCGAGUGCUGAAAGUGACUGCUUGUUCUUUCUUUGACUUGGAUAUACAUGAACCAAUACCGAUAACAGAGGACACAAA